AUGGCAUUCGCGUGGAAAGCCGCCGGUCUCACCUACAACCGCUACAUUGCCGUCGCAUCGCGCGUCGUACGUCGCUCGCUCAAGGAUGACAAGCGCAUUGCUGCUGAGCGAAGGGGCGAGAGCGAACUCAAGUUUGCGAAGUGGGAAAAUGGCAAGCAGGGCGAGGUAAAGGACCUCAACGCUGCCGCACUCCAGGCACAGGCCGAUGCCGCCAAGUCUUCGUAA
Molecule: messenger RNA, 225 nt
Organism: Bipolaris zeicola 26-R-13
Lineage: Eukaryota; Fungi; Ascomycota; Dothideomycetes; Pleosporales; Pleosporaceae
Exons: 3
Coding region: 1-225 (74 amino acids)
Biological process (GO): proton motive force-driven mitochondrial ATP synthesis
Cellular component (GO): mitochondrial inner membrane
Molecular function (GO): proton-transporting ATP synthase activity, rotational mechanism
Source: RefSeq, a predicted model, not a curated record